Messenger RNA from Oppiella nova, 1800 nucleotides. The record is from the annotation of a GenBank genome assembly. Lineage: Eukaryota; Metazoa; Arthropoda; Arachnida; Sarcoptiformes; Oppiidae.
AUGACUAAUAAUGUAUUUGUCACAUGUGUCCGGGCGAGUGACAAAGUGUUUUGGUAUGAAAGUCCGGCCGCUGAUGGUAUGACUGAGGCCUUGCCUAUCGGUAAUGGAAGGAUAGGUGGACUUGUAUAUGGACACCCGGAUAAAGAGAGAAUAAAUAUGAAUGAUAUAACUUUAUGGACGGGCGAUGACAACCCGUCCCAAGACUAUUGGGGCCCCGGUUUUGGCAAUUACCAGACUUUUGGUAAUAUUGUCGUCGAUUUACCCGAUCAUAAAGACAACACAAAUUAUAGGCGAGCGCUGGAUAUCGGGGACGCCGUGUCGACCGUCCAAUACGAAGCGCAUGGCGUUCAAUACAAACGGGAAUACUUUGUGAGUCACGUGUCGGAAGUAUUGGUCGGCCGGUUGACCGCCGACAAGGGAAAGGCAUACACCGGUCGCAUAGAACUGCUGGACAUCCAUAAUGUUACCUCCAAUGCGGUGAACAAUACGAUCGCAGUGGACGGCAAACUAGUGAAUGAUUUGCGCUUUGCGUGGAAAGUGUUGGUUCAAAACACCGGCGGAAGUCUCAAAGUGAACGACGCUGUCAUUGAGUUUAACGGCUGCGACGCCCUGACUCUCAUCGUUAGCGCCGGUACUGACUAUGUCUUCGACGACUCGAAGAAGUUUAAGUCCGGCGAAGACCCGGCUGUUCACGUGAACCAGUGGGUCGGGAAGUCCGCCGAAAAGUCGUACGAUAGCCUGCGGGCGGAACACCUGUCGGACUUCCACGCGUUAUUCAAUAGAGUGAACCUGGAUUUGGGUCAGUCGUCGGCACAACAGACGGCGUUACCGACUGUUAAGCGGAAGGUCGCGGCCGUCACUACAUUUGAUCCGGACUUUGAGGAAAUGUUUUAUCAGUUCGGAAGGUAUCUCAUGAUAUCGUCGUCGCGAAACAGUCUCCCGGCUAACUUACAGGGUCUAUGGAACGACAAUAAUAGCCCGCCCUGGCAUGCGGACUAUCACACCGACUUGAAUAUACAAAUGAACUACUGGCCGGUGGAGACGGCUAACCUUGGUGAAUGUCAUUUGCCCCUGUUCAAUAUGGUUCGGAGUCUAUUGAAUCCGUGGCGCAAACAAACGCGAGCCGCCAAAGGAUUACUGACACCGGAGGGCAAACACUCGUCAAAAGGUGUGGCCACUGCCGGUCAGCACAAUAUAUACGGAGGAAUGGCUUUAUUAUGGGAUGAAUGGGAUAAGACGGAUACCGCGUGGUUUUGGAAAGUGUUCUACGCCAAACUCCUAAUUGGUCAAACGAUCACAUGCAUCAAUUAUGUAACAAGGUAUGCGCAACAUUUUUGGGAACAUUACGCGUUCGGAUUGAAUACUACAUUUCUAAAGGACGUGGCGUAUCCCUACCUGAAAGAGGUGUCCGAGUUCUGGGACGAGCAGCUGAAGGUUGUGACGAACGGCACUAAAGAACAGUUGGGAAAACUGGUGGUCUUUAAGGGGUGGUCGCCAGAGCACGGACCCCAUGAGGACGGUGUUAGCUAUAAUCAAGAGAUUGUAUGGGAUUUGUACACAAAUUACGUGAAAGCGGCGGAUAUUUUGGGAGUCGACAAAGAGUUCAGGGAUCGGAUAUCGGGUCAGAGGGAUAAGCUGUUAUGGCCAGGGAUUGGAUCGUUCGGACAAUUAAUGGAAUGGAUGGAAGAACAACCCGGCGAGAAGGAUGACCAUCACAGACAUACUUCCCAUUUGUUUGGCGUAUACCCGGGACAUCAAUUCAAUUGGGAAACGUCGCCCACUUUGGCUAACGCGUCCCUG